GAUAUAAUUGUACGUCCCCAUCAUCUUUAUACAGGAGCAGGCAGACCUAAAGCUGCGCACAGGAGAGCUGAAGCAGAAGGAGGACUCGCUGCAAAGAGACAGAGACGCUCUGGACAGAGACAGACUCCAGCUGGAGAGAGAGAAGGAGAAGCUGAGCAGCACCGCUCUGACACUCAAAACACGAGCACACGAGGUGGAGGCUUUCAGUAAGCUGGCGUCUGAGCGCUUCGAGGAGGGAGAGCGAGCGCUGAGAGAGGCCAGACAGGUGGAGGCCGAACACCAGACACGACUGCGCAACAUACACGCACAGAUGGAGAGACUGCGGCAGCAAGAGCACAGCCUACAGCAGGAGCGCUUGAGGAUGACGGAUCAUCACAGAGACGUGGAGCGACUGAAACACACUCUUCCCGUCAGCCCUCUGGCCUCCACUCAACCGCUUAUCACAGAUCUGUCUCCAGUGUUGACCAGCACACACCUGAGUACCGCUUUGAACCCGCUGCCCACUGAACUGCACGCCAGACUCGCCAUCAUCAAACACACUGCUGAGAAGGACAGAGACUUCCUGCAGGAGGAGCAGUAUUUCCUGGAAACGCUGAAGAAAACAUCCUACAACUCCAACACAUGACACACACUGAGAACAUUUUUCUACAUUUCUUUUAUAAUAAACAUACUAAAACAGG
This is a messenger RNA of Danio rerio (zebrafish), 680 nucleotides long. The record is from RefSeq and is a predicted model, not a curated record. NCBI's taxonomy places the organism in Eukaryota, Metazoa, Chordata, Actinopteri, Cypriniformes, Danionidae.